Mus musculus (house mouse) is the source of this 9203-nucleotide messenger RNA. It is a transcript of the gene Rd3, whose product is annotated as retinal degeneration 3. Gene Ontology annotation, molecular function: enzyme inhibitor activity. Gene Ontology annotation, biological process: protein transport. The transcript has 3 exons. NCBI's taxonomy places the organism in Eukaryota, Metazoa, Chordata, Mammalia, Rodentia, Muridae. The record is from RefSeq and is a predicted model, not a curated record. Gene Ontology annotation, cellular component: photoreceptor outer segment; endosome; perinuclear region of cytoplasm. The coding region runs from base 583 to 1170 and encodes 195 amino acids.
UAUGACAUCGGGAUGAAGAGGCACUUCUUGGAGAUUGUCCACCAUAGUCAGACCUAAGUAUCUGUACCUCUGCCUCAAUAUGAAGAAAACUGACUGAGAUUCACCCGUUCACCCACCCAUUUACCCGCCUCUCCUCUGCUCACCUAUCCACCUACCUAUCAACAGAUCCCUCUAUCCAUAUAUGUAUCCAUUCAUCCAUCAACUCACCUACUUAUCCACUCCCAUCCCCUGAUCCAUCCACCCAUCCUCUGAUCCAACCACCCACUCACUGAUUCACUCACUCACUAAUCCAACCACCCACCCACUCCCUGAUCCAACCACCCCUUGAUCCAACCAACCCCUGAUCCACCCAUUCACUGAACCACCCACCCACCCACCACUGAUCCACCUAUCCACUCAUAUCCCCACUUGCCCAGGCAUUCAUUCGCCCAUCAUUACACAUGCUGGGAUGAUGGAGCUGAUGGCCUCUGAGAUCCAUGCCAUCUCUGUGGGGAACAUGAGGGCCAGGCUACAGGAAGAAGUUGACUCUUAGACACUGGUUUGAGGGAUGAGCAGGUCUUUGUCAGAAGAGUCUGGGGGGCCAUGUCCCUCAUCCCGUGGCUCCGGUGGAACGACACCCCUCCCCGGCUCUCGGCCCGGACCCCGGCCGAGAUGGUGCUGGAGACGCUCAUGAUGGAGCUGGCUGGGCAGAUGAGAGAGGUGGAGCGACAACAGAGGGAGCGUCGCAGCGCAGUCAGGAAGAUCUGCACUGGUGUGGACUACAGCUGGUUGGCAAACACGCCCAGGCCCACCUAUGACAUCAGCCCUGGUGAGCGGCUGCAGUUGGAGGAUGUAUGUGCCAAGAUCCACCCAUCCUACUGUGGGCCUGCCAUCCUCAGGUUCAGGCAGCUGCUGGCUGAACGAGAGCCCGAGGUGCAGGAGGUGGCGCGGCUGUUCCGCUCCGUGUUGCAGGAGGCCCUGGAGAAGAUGAAGCAGGAGGAGGAGGCCCAUAAGCUGACACGUCAGUGGAGCUUGAGGCCCCGCGGCAGCCUGUCGUCCUUCAAGACCCGCGCUCGCAUCGCACCCUUUGCCAGUGACAUCCGAACCAUCUCGGAGGAUGUGGAGCGCGAUGCGCCACCCCCGCCGCGCACCUGGAGCAUGCCGGAGUUCAGGGCGCCCCAGGCCGACUGACCACCCAGGGCAAUCACCCUCAGGAGGAAUAACGGGCUGGUGACUCUGUCACUAGCGCCGGAACCUCCCCACCUACCCCAACCAGGAGACCCAUCAAGCAACACUGCUAGACCACGGAGCCAACUACCCAGUGAGCACACCUGCUUGGAUACCUGGGCAGAGUCAGGACUUGAGCCCUGUUUCUCCGCAAAAAGGUCUCCACUUCCCAGCCUGACACAGACACAAGGCCCACAUACUCAUCCCAAUUUCCGGGAUGCCCCAUUCACCCUAUCCAUUCAUGGCACCUUUACUGGUGACCAGAUGACAUUCACUGCAGGGGACCCACAGCCUCAGGCCCAGGGCAGCUGGUGGGGCCCACAGAAGACUGUUCAACCCACUCUUCAGCUAGUGAGUGAAAAAAGGAAGUCUUCCAAGAGUCUCUGCUUUUGCCUUAACUCUGAUCCCUCUGAUGUGGCAUUGUUCUUGCCUCUGAGUCCUUGAAUGCUGGACUAUGAUAGGGUGGGACCAAUGUCUACAUCUCCAUCCACUGGGGCCGAGGCUGCUGUCUGAGAAAGGUGGCUAGGGGUAGGCAGGAUGAUCAUAACUCCCAUCCUGCGAUGUCAUCAUAUGGAACAUGGCCAGUCCAGAGUCAGGGCUUGGAGGCCUGCGAACCUGCUGCUGAAGUCUAGGGAUCCUUCUGUUCACACCUGCUCUCCAGCUUCCCUAGGAAGUACCUGAGCAAAGCAGUCCAGGGUAGUCUCCUGCAGCCUCAUGCUCUGAUGGUCUAUGAGUGGAUGUCCCCCACCUCAAUCUGGGGUAGAAGUAAGGUUCAGGGCAAGCAAAGAGUGUCCCCAGCACCCAGUGCAUGUGAACCUUAUAGUCCAAAUAAAAUGCAAUGGGAGAAAAAUCACUAGGUACUGCAUAUAGUCUGGCUCAAUGGGAAGUCUGCUCUCCUGCCCUCCCCGCCCCUCCUCCUUCAAGGCAGGGUCUCACUAUUUUGGCUGCUUCAGCCUCUUGAGUGCUGAGUCUACUGCACAGAUAUUCUUUUUGAAUGAUGUGGCUUUGGGUUGCUUCACUGGGAUCUGGAUAAUGAUCGGAUGGCACAUUCCUCUUACCCAUCGCUGCCAGGAUGAAGGAGCUGACUGGCUCAUUAGUAUAAUCUCUUCUAAACAAAAACAUUUUAAACAUAUCUUCUACUGGAAGAUACUGAGAAGUUCACUCAGUUGCCAAACUUUGGAUAGAGGUUCAAAGUUGUAGUCGACCCUCGACUACCAGUCAAUGUAGGUACCUCGAAAGGGGUUCUGAGAAUUAAAGGACAGGGAUGAAAGAAAAAUGGUGCUAAGACAAAGUUCUGAUCAAGGUUCAAUUUUAUUGCAAAGCAGCAGGCUUAUAAAGGCAAAAGCCAUAAGCCCAACCCCUAGAUGUGACUGAUGACGUAGAUCACCUCAUGCUGACUGCCAAUGGCAUAGGUUUCCAUUUCUCAGAACAGGUUUCUCUUAUCAGGGCAAAACGAGAAUUCCCAACUCUGGAGGGGAAAUUCCACCUGCGAAGGCAAAAACAGCUGAUGCGGCAACCCCUCUCUGCAGGUCAGGGCAGAGCCUCCACACAAAGUGACCUGUGUUGUGAUGGGGGUUUGCUUUGAUUCAAUGGGUUUGUGGGUGCUUUGAAUGUGACACCAAGAACAAAUGGGAAAGGCUUUGAAACAAACAGUUCCACAGUUGGGAGGAAAUGUUGAGUGAAGCAGAGCUUGCCAAGCCUCCUGCCUGAGGCCCUUGUGGGGCUUGAUUUGCCUAGAGGGAGGUUCCGAGGAUCCUCAGGGGAGGACUACUGAUUGCUGAUUUCUUCUUCCAGGUCUCUCUGUUCUCCUCAAACAAAAGGAAAACCUGAGGUAGUGAGCUUGCUCUUGCAUGACAGGCAGCUGCUACUGCUGUCCCUGCCAACCUCCUCAGUACUCUUCUGCUUUGUCCCACCUUAGCUGUGAUGCUAACUAAAGCCUGUGAGGGUCUCAGGUCCUGUAAGACUCAGGGCUAACAGAGGUGUCUGCUGAGGGGCUGGCGUUGGCUGGAGGGGAGGGGGAGCCCCCCCCAUCCCCCCCGCUGAGCCGCAGCUGGCGCAGCAUCCUAGUUCUGGUGCUUCUUACUUGGUAUGAGAACUUUUAAGUUCUAGAAAGUAAAGGGAGCCUUAAUGCUUAUUAAUUCUUAAUAAUAUUAAUUUCAUUUUUGUUUCAUGUUUUAAUUUCUCAACCCAAAAUUUUGGCGGAUACUUUAAUAUGAAUCUCAGAUAUGUUUCUUCAUGCCUGAAUACUUCAGUGUGCUCUGCAAAAGAGAACAUCCCAGAAGUUGGGGAUAUCUAUCUGUCUGUCUGUCUGUCAUCUACCUAUCUAGGGUGGCAUACAUCUUUAGCCCCAGAGUUUGGGAGGCAGAGGCAUGAAGAUCUCUGAGUUCGAGGUUAGUGUAGUCUACAGCAUGAGUUCCAAGAUAGCCAGGGCUACGCAAAGAAACCCUGUCUUGAAACACAAACACACAGCUGUUCUGCUAGUAAAAAUCUACACAAACUUUCAUAUUAUCUAAUACCUAGUCCCUGCUGAAAUGACCCAAAUUCUUCCCAACAUAUGACUCCUUGCAUUUUGUUUCUGAGAGUGAGGGUCUCAUCAAAUCUCAUACAUCCACACAUCAAUCAGAAAAUUAUGAUUUGUUUAUGCUCAAUCACAUAGUGCUCUAUAAUUCUACAAUGGAAGAUUGUUUAUGGAGUAUCAUGUUGAUAAACAGUAAAUUAAUAAAUUGUGGCCAUUUGAUAAAAUAUUUCAACACAAAAGAUUCUCUAAUAUAUAUAUAUGUAUAUAAUGUAAUUUUACAUAACAUUAAUUUCUUCUCUGGCUUUAGAUUUUUAAAUUCUUUCAUAAAUGAGGAAAGCAGCAAAAAGUGCCAACCAUUUGCACCAGUAAAGAAUAGCUAUUAAUAGUACAUAUUUUUACUAAUUUGAAAUAAUAAAAACCUAUUGGCCAUUCUGGGUAGGGGGUGCAUGCUUGGCUUAAUACUUCAGGAGCCUUCUAGUGCACACUUGAAUCACACACAAGGAGGAAAAAAGGCUGAGGAUAAUCAGCCAUAACAAAACCACAUUCUUUGUAGUUUGUUAUCAUGCAGGUUUGACCUGCAUGCUUACUUUAACCCACAAAUAGCUACUGCAGUCAUUACAUGUCAUUAAUUUUCCAUGGAAAAUUGUCUUUUAGGCUAGGACAUAUUUGAGAGCUGUUUACAAAGUCUUAAGAGGAAGAAAUGUUUUGCUUCCAAAACACUGUCUUUCUGGAAUGUGUGUGUAGCACACUCCAUGAGAGGUCUGAGUUUAUCUGCCGUAUUGGUACUUCCGGUUCCAAACACUUAUACUCUGGAGGUCUGCCAUGCCUGUUGUUGCUAGCAAGCUGAGAAAGCAUGGAAUUCUGGGCUGGUCUGAAAAAAGUGCCUGUUCCAUGGGGUUGGUGGUCUGGGUCACUAUCCGUCUAAGAUGUGAAGAACAAUAUGGUGUGAAUAUUUGAAUCCACAUCUUCAGGGACAGGCUGAGUGGAGACUAGGACUGUGCAAGAAAGACUGUGGAGAACACACCUGACUGGAGAAAGGAUUAGGGGUGUGCUGCCCUUGUAGGUGUGGAGGCCGGGUCUGAUCUGGAUGUUGUUGGGGGCUCGUAGGGAUAUGGUGAUAGGCUCAGAGCUGGCCCAUGUAUCCCACACUCCCUUACUGCAUCUGUUGCCACUUCUGUAUCACCUGCUUUGUCUCUGCAUUUCUCAGAAUUUUAUCAGCAUGGUGCUAUGACUCAUAUUCACUUACUGCACUUGAGGGCUCACCACUGGAAAACCUACUAUUUUAAACAGCGGAGAAGAGAUAGGAUCACCUCCAAGACCGAUAAUGAAAAUAUUUGGGACACCUUAGUCAUUUCUUAUUUCUUUUCUUUCUUUCUUUCUUUUUUUUUUUUUUUUCGGAGACAGGGUUUCUCUGUGUAGCCCUGGCUGUCCUGGAACUCACUCUGUAGACCAGGCUGGCCUAGAACUCAGAAAUCCGCCUGUCUCUGCCUCCCAAGUGCUGGGAUUAAAGGCGUGCGCCACCACCUUAGUCAUUUCUAAUGUAAAAGAAUAAUAAAAAAUGGCUCGCAGACGAGGGAGGGAAUGAACAGUGUAACUUUUAAAAAGCUGUCUACCAGAAAGUUGGCAAAACAUAAGAUGCCACCUUUUAGUAAGCGCCCUUAGGUGGAUCCGGUGAGGUGCUGGACCCCUGGGAAAAGUUAAAAUUGUUACCUACAAAUACAUCCUUGCCUACAAAACUAAGAGUCUUCCAGUCAAACCACCAGGACACAGAGGUCGAAUAAAGAAAUCAGGACGACCAGUCGACAAACCUCCACACUCUGGCAUAAAAAUUGCCAGAGCCAAACCUAAAAAGAAAUACACCGAAACCUGAAGAAAAAUCACUUCCCUUUAAGAGUAAAGGAAGACGGAAGUGGGCGUGCAACCUGGGGAAUUAACCUGCGAAAACACGUAGUCUCAAGUCUGGGGAACCUUCGCCAUCCUGUCACAGUCGAUUACAAACUCUAGUCCUAAGGCCUGGCUGCUCACCACGCGUGGAAAGGCUCGGAGGGGCCAGCAGCCGAGAGCGCCCAAACAGAACGCCCUAACCGGAAGUGGCCUCAACACCCCCCCACCACCACGAUAGGCAGAAGAGCCCUUGGCCCCGCCCUUCGCUUGUUCUCUCCUGCGAUGGAAGCCCGGAAGUCCCGCCCAGCCUGGUUCUGUCUGUCAAGCUGCGGGUUGUGGGUGGUGGGCGGGUUUCUGGUCCGCAGCAGAGCAGGGUGGGCAGUAAGAGACACCGUGCGCUUGGUAUAGACAGCAAGCUGAAAGUCACAUCUUUUGAACACUUAAAGCUAUCUAUACCUUGUACUGGAAACAAAAUGCACAUUCACAUAAUAUUUUGUAUUCAAUGUUGGGAGAGUUGAGGCUCUCCAUUCCCAGAGUUACAAGUUCAAAAAAUUCCCUGACUUUGGAAAAUAAAAGGAACUAUAACUAAAAAGAAUUAAGCCAGAACUUCAAGGCUUUUAUCUUGCAGACAGUGUAGAAUUAUUGAAGGGGGGGGGGGGAGUUUGCAGUGAAUGUCUGUGGAAAACAGCAGUGGUCAAAUCAUUUUGAAAACAUGGAGUGUUUUGACAGCAGAACAGCAUUCUGAAACAUUCUCGGAUGUUCACCUCCUAGACAAUUUUUUUCAGAAGAUUUAUUUUUAUUUUUUGUGUAUGGGUGCUUUGCCUUCAUGAAUGUAGCAGUGGCCAGGGCUCAACCACUGAUCUGUCUUUCCAACUCCCAAAAUAUACUACGCCCUCUCCAAUAUUUCUUUAUAUUCUCUUCCGUAAACUUUUUUGCUAUUACAUUUAAAUUUUCUUUUUACCUUUGUUGAAAACUAAGACAUAAACAUACAUAUUGGCCUGGCCCUCUUCCCUGGAGACUGUCACCUGCUGCUCUGUGUUAGAAUUAUAAUCACCAUGGGCACCUCCACAUACUGAAGUGGGUUCAGGGGUGAUGAUACACACAGGGCUCUCCUCGGGGGUUCCUGCCUCUCGCACAUGAGCAAUCGCUUGUGCUGAGAUGUGCUGGAGUGAGAUGGAAAAGAGCCUAGGGGUGUGGGUGUUUCCACUGCUAUGUGCACGCCCGUCAGGACUGAUCACAGGUGCAGAGCUGUAGUCCGGGUUCCUCUGCCUCUCUGUGGCGGGUCACAUGUCAAGUAGAUGCAUCUAUCAAGUGCAGCAGUGAGAAGAAAGGCACUAUCAAAAUAAGGGGCACAGUGACCCAGACAGAGUCACCCUCACUUGUCAUUGUGUUCUCAGAUAACCCUCCAAGAGCCUCCUGAGCAACAAGCACUUAGCUUCAUCUCAUUUGGAGGAACACUCAGGUAGCCCCACUCCUGACUCAUCUCCCGGUGGACACUGUCUUAGGGUUUCCAUUGCUGCGAUGAAACACCAUGACCAAAAUGCAAGUUGGGAGAAGAGGUUUUAUUCGGGUUACACUUCCAUAUUAUUGUUCAACGUUGAAGAGAGUCAGAACAGGAACUCAAACAGGGCAGAAACCUGGAGACAGGAGCUGGUGCAGACGCCAUGGAGGGGUGUUGCUUACUGUCUUGCUCCCCAUGGCUUGCUCAACCUGCUUUCUUAUAGAACCCAGGACCACCAGCCUAGGGAUGGCACCACUCACAAUGGUUGGGCCCUCCCCCAUCAAUCGCUAAUUAAGAAAAACGUGCCUGAUCUUAUGGAGGCUUUUUCUCACUUGAGGCCCCAUCCUUUCAGAUAAUUCUAGCUUGUGUCAAGUUGACAUAAAAGUAGCCAGCGUAGUAAGUGAAAUAAACCGUGUUGCCCACCUGCUAUGUGUCAGUCAUAACUUGUGAGAUAUAAACUGAAAUCAGACACGGACCCUCGCUUAGAACUAGCAAUCUUAGCAGUGGUACAGGUACAUCAGACUCCUUCCUCUGCCUCUGCUCUGGGAAAACUCUAGGUUGAGAUCCACAUUCUCACCCUAGAGAAUCCACAUUCUCAUCACAUUCUCACUGCAUUUGUAAAGUGCUUACUGUGUGUCUGGAAGAGACUUGGGUUUACACCCAAGUUCCUGCACCAAAGGCUCUCACACAUGGAGGCAGGAGAAGGGGUGAGGGGGGAGCUGGCUGAGUCCCUGGGUGAGGAGCACAGUGGAUGCUUUGUCCUUCUGAGUGGGCACAGUGCAUAGAGGGGUGCAGCAGGAGGAGGAGCCCUAGCCCGGCCAGAAGCAUGGGCCUGUCAGUUCCUGAGAGGACCCUGAGGUGCUGUGACCUAUAAGGCCCAGUCAGAAGUUCUUAUGGGCACAUCUCCAUGACAACAGGCAACUCUGUCCUUGGCAGUGUCACAGCUGGCUGAAUCUCCCUACCUCCCCUCACAGCUUUGCUGGGAGGCUCUGUUUUCUUUCUGCAUGUGACAGCUUUUGCCCUGUGUUCUGAAGCCUGGGUGCCUGGUGGGGAUCUAGCAGGGGUGCCUGGCCCGAGCAGGACCAGAAGCUCAGGAGAGGAAGAGCUUGUGCCCAGAAUGUCCUCUUCCUUCCGGUCGGUCUUGUCCAGAUCCCAUCUCCUCUCCACCUCCCCAGUCAAAUUCCAGCCAGGACAGGAAGUGCGUGUUUUGGGACUGCUGUGUUUGUUUCAGCGGAGAAACCAUGGCUGGACUUGAGCAGGACAACAGGACAGAACAUGAUAGAAAACUCAGCCUCUGUGGGCUUGUGAACACUUUCCUCAGGAAUAUAAACGGUUGUUAACAUUUGUUAAUAUUUAGAAGCCUUUAAAAAAUUGUUAGUUUUCGGCGCGGGACUGAGCGCCCUCCGACAGAGCAAUCAUGUCCCACAAACAAAUCUACUAUUCGGACAUAUACGACGACGAGGAGUUCGAGUACCGGCAUGUCAUGUUGCCCAAGGACAUAGCCAAGCUGGUCCCUAAAACCCAUCUGAUGUCUGAAUCUGAAUGGAGGAAGCUCGGUGUUCAGCAGAGUCAGGGAUGGCUCCACUAUAUGAUCCAUGAACCAGAACCUCACUGUUCCGGUGGCCACUGCCCAAGAAGCCAAAGAAAUGAAGCCAGCGAACCGCCUUCCGGCCUCGAGCUUUCCACAGCUGUCCUCACUCCCUACCAUCUUUCUGAUCUUGUGAUCAUGUCGCUUUCUUAUUUCUCACUUUGAUAUGUAAAGGAUACACUGUUUGAAUGUGCUGGUAUCUGCUUUGCUUCUGGAGUUGAGCCACCAGUGCCACAGCCCUGUCAGAUGAGUGUGACCUCAAAGCCCCCGUGUGCUCGGGAUCCAGCAGGCCAUAUUAGUCAUUUGGCAGAAGCAUGUGAAAUCUAGAUCAUGGCUGUUACAAGGAUGGUGUGAAUUUGCUGAUGUGUUUUUUACUAUUGGGUAUUAUAUUUAUGAUGACUUAUGGAUUUAUGUUUCAAUGUAUUGGAAACUUUGCAUUUUGUCUGACAGAUCUCUUCCAUGUUACAAGCCUUGAUUAAAGAAAGUUUUUUAUAAUCUUAAAAAAA